This is a messenger RNA of Phaedon cochleariae (mustard beetle), 1305 nucleotides long. The record is from the annotation of a GenBank genome assembly. Lineage: Eukaryota; Metazoa; Arthropoda; Insecta; Coleoptera; Chrysomelidae.
AUGAUUGGAUCGUCUUUUUCAGGCCCUUUCCAAUGCGGAAUAUGCAGGAAAAGUUACAAACACUCGAGGUCGCUGAGGAAACACGAAAGAUUCGAAUGCCAGAAGGAGCCGCAGUUCACUUGCAUGUUCUGUCCUUACAAAGCCAAGCUCAGAGGCAAUUUGAGGAAGCACAUAAUGGUCAAGCAUCGAGAAGAGUGGACGUCCGGGGUAGCGAAAAUUUAUGUGCAACGUAUCCAACAACAACCAUCUCCACCUCCACCUAACCAACAUCUAGAUUCCACAAGGAUUUACACUGAAUCUGAUCUACUAGACGUGAUGAAAUGUGUUCCCUUCCCAACUUUCAGUAUGAAAGGAGUGUUCAGUAAAAAAGUGAAUAGGAAUAAGCGAAAAGAAACCAAGAUAUACAAACCCCCUGGUAUAAAAGUGACGUACCAUCGGGACAGAAACAAGGAGCUGGUCAAAAUUUUGAGAUGUACGAAAUGUGGUGGUUUCAUCAAAAAGACUAAGAAAGAAUGCCUCAAAUGCUUACUUGGAAACAAACCAAAGUACAUGAAGAAAACACGAACAAAAUCUGAGAACGACCGGGCAGGUGAACAACCCAUAUCCUCAUUCCAAGUGGAUAUGUCAUCACCUAAAGCUACUGACUCAAAGACUCUGAUUCAACAAGAUAAAGUGAUAGUGACACCCAUGAAACCGCUGAUGAAAAAGCAUAAAAUAAUAGUUAGGUUGCGUCCUCUGAAUGAUCCAGAAGUAGUUCAAAACAAGCAGUUGCUACACAUAAAGACUACUGAGCCUAUGCGUAUUGAUGAAAAUAGAGAAUCUGAUAGUCAGAUCGUGAAUGAUUCACUCGAUUCUAAAUCAGUGUUCUUCGAUUAUUUGAACUUGAAUAAAAAAGCUGAGAAUAAUUGCGUACUGAUGAAUCAGGACACCAUAAAUGAGAAAUUGGAGUUGGCUCUUCAUGACGAACCACACUUGAAGGAUGAAGACAGUAUAUCCCAUUUCUUGAAUAACCCUAAUAUCGAAAUUGUGGAGGAUUGAAGAGGCUAAUUUUUCCCAGAACAUAGACAAAUCAUAGUUAAUAUACAGUGAAGCAUACCUCAGUUGUUUAUUGUUAGUUAUAAGUGUACAGUGCAUCCUAUUUCGGUUGAGACUGGCAGGUUUUUGCUUGGUCUCAAAGAUAGAACCUUGCGGUGGGGAUACACUAUACCGACAAGAUGACAUGUAUAUUCAUAUUCCGUUUGUCCAUCAUUUCUCACUCAUUUAUAUAGAGUAACAUGUGAAUAAAAAUAGCAUUCUCGAUAUUCA